AUUCUAUAAAGUAUAUAAUUUAUCAACUUAUUGCAAAUUGUUUUUAUUUUCUUGCUUCGCAUCGCGCACAGAGUUGAAGUAAAAUUUCUAUUAUUAUUUCCCUGAAAGAUGAAGACUAUUCUUCGGUUGCUGUUGACGUGUCUGGUGUUGAGCGAGCUUUCGGCGAAACCAUUUUACGAUUCGGACUUCGUCUUUCCGGACCAAUUGGAGUCGUCGGGGAACACGGUAUCUGCGACGACCAUAGUAAACAGGAUGAUUAUAGACAUUGGGCACAAUUGUCCGCCGGGUCAGUCUUUUGUACGGCGAAGAUGUCGCACUCUGAUGUCCGGAUAGUUCGUUGAUAGUGCAUAGAGAUAGAGCAGAGAUCAAAGGUUGGAACCUACAUAGAUUUGGUUAAAUGAAGAGGAGAGAACGCACUUCAGUCUUCGAGAUGUCAGCUGUAUCAACGGUUCUUCUUCUAGUGGUGGUAGUGGCGAUGCUCGCCACUGCCCAAUAUCGGCCCAAUGCCCAAUUCCAAAAUCCAGGAUACGCAUACUACCGACCAUCGUUCUAUCCCCAAAUUCCGCACCACAUUCCACCUAUUCCUCCUAUCCCGCCGAUUUCGCAAUACGGACAGAUCCCAUGGUAUCCGUACCCUAUGAAACCAUCGAUCCCCAAUGAUCCGUACGCAAAGAUCCCUACGGAGAUCGUCGACAUCGACGGUGAAGUCACCACGCAAACGCCGUUGGAGAUCAACAACUUCCACAACGUGCAGAUCGGCGAUAAGUCAGUCCCCUCAAAUCAGGGCACAUCUUUCACGAACCGCACCAUCCACAUUGUCGAAUCGAAACCAAUAAUCAGCAAGUUUCAUCGAGUCAUCACCUCGGACGGCACCAAGAGCCAAAGCCUCAACAUCCACAUGUACAACGGCGUCGAGGUCACCACCUCCACUUCAACCACUACCCGAGAUUAUGACGAAUCCACAACCUCCAAUCCAACCGAAGAGGAGGAGGUCAGCUCGGAAGACCCAAAACCUGUCAACUCAUGGAUCUUCGGAUGAUCAAAAAUUCCAACCAUACGUAUCUGCUUCAUUGUAAAAAUUACAUUUAUAUAUAGAAUAAAGUAUAUAAACAAAAGAAAACAGCAAAAGAUAUAAUUUCAGCAACAUCCAUUUAAUUGUUAUUAAAAUUUACAA
This is a messenger RNA of Nicrophorus vespilloides, 1174 nucleotides long. RefSeq lists its product as uncharacterized. The transcript is spliced from 2 exons. The coding region runs from base 398 to 1039 and encodes 213 amino acids. The record is from RefSeq and is a predicted model, not a curated record. NCBI's taxonomy places the organism in Eukaryota, Metazoa, Arthropoda, Insecta, Coleoptera, Silphidae.